AUGUCCCCUGACCCCAUGCUGGAGCCUACGGUCCCUGGAGAAGAGCCAGAGGAAGUUGACGAAGGCGAGGAGAGCGACGAAUAUGAGGUUGAGGGCGAAGAAGAAAACCAAGGUGACUUGCCCCACCCAGUGGGAGCUGAAGAAGACGAUGAGGAGGAGGAUGGAGAAGAAGAAGAAGGUGCCGCAUCAAGGAAAGUUGAGUCAUUGGUACAGAGUAAACCAAGUUUGACGGCGCUACUGGUUGGUGAGAAUGGCACGUCAGUCUCAGCUGCUGCUGCCGAUGAUGACGAGGACGCCGAGGACGACGACGAGUAUUUCGAGGAAGAUGAAGACGAGCCUCCUACUUCUGCUGGCGGCUUGAAGCGUUAUGCGGAUGAAAUCAGUGAAGCAGACGAAGAGGAGGAGGAAGAGGCAGAUGGCGGAGCUGCAAAGAGGGCACGAGUUGGCUGA
Messenger RNA from Suillus subaureus, 450 nucleotides. RefSeq lists its product as uncharacterized. NCBI's taxonomy places the organism in Eukaryota, Fungi, Basidiomycota, Agaricomycetes, Boletales, Suillaceae. The transcript has 4 exons. The coding region runs from base 1 to 450 and encodes 149 amino acids. The record is from RefSeq and is a predicted model, not a curated record.